UGCCAUUACUCACAUCUAGAGUCUAAAGUCUGGAACAGCUUUAUUUAAUCAGUUAUAUAGAUCAGCAAAAACAAGUACAAUAGAGUUAAAAAGAAAGUUAUAAAAGAGAUCUAGUGACAGGUUACAAAUGUUUCAUUGGUCUAGUCUGCAAUACAACUUGUUCUUACACACCUUUACUCAGUGUAUCUUCGUGUGGAUUCUAGUAAGUGAAGGCAGCUGUUCUUCUGCGAGGAGAGCCGAGCAAAUCAAUUCAGUCAUGAUAUACAUUCGAAGAGUAGGUCCCCUUGUGCUACCUAAGAGGCAGAGAGACAAAAGUAAGUUACACUUUUGAAGGCCUGGUACUUCUUGUUCAGAAGUGUAGUGCAGAUUUGUUUAUGGAAAUUGCCAGCAGACAUUAUUUACUUCCCUACUGUAGUUUCAUUGUAAUCUUCUCCUAUUAAAAGGCAAUAGCAAAAAUUUUAGUCAAAUUACAAGUACCUAGUCAAAGUGGAACGUGACUGUGGAUGCAAAUUUCUCCUAUCUUGGAACUUUUUAAACUUGAUGCCAUGACGACCUAACGAUAAACUGAAAUUCAUUUCCAUGGUGUGUGUCCUUAUAAUAUCAGUAAGCCUUAUCUACAGACUUCUGCAAACAAGUCCUAAAUUAACAUUACCAAGUUUAGUAGAUUCAAAUUCAGAUUCAUUGAGUGAAGCAGAUUCUGUCAAAUUAAAAUUUGAUCAUCACAAUGAUGGUGGUCCUAGAGAUGGCAAAUGUGGCCUCUCAGUUCCAUGCCCUGGAAAAGAUUUUGCCUUUAAGAUUUCCAGUGGAGUAACAAGCAUCAUUGGACCACAAAUAUGCUUUGAAGGGAAAAUGAUAAUAAAAAAAGAGAUAAGAGGUAAUCGCCAAGGAAUCAGUAUUGUUGUAAUCAAUGAAAAAACAGGUGAACAUAGCAAAACUGCCAGCUUCAAUAUGUGGAAUGGAGAUGUUCGUGACUUGAUUGCAUUUCUGAAGUCAAUUGAGGAUGGUUCAGUUGUGUUGAUGGCCAGUUUUGAUGAUCCAGCCACAAAACUUAAUGAAGAGGCAAGGACACUUAUCACAGAGCUUGGCAGUUCAUACAUUUCCAAAGUGAAAUUCAGAGAUAACUGGAUCUUUGUGGGAGGAAAGAAAACAAUGACCCAAGCCUUUUUUGAGCAGCACAUGAAGAAUGACAGGAAAACCAAUAAAUAUGAAAGCUGGCCAGAAAUGAUAGAAAUGGAAGGUUGCAUACCUCGACUGGAAUAAUAUUUUCUACAGUCUUGGAUGGCAUUUGCUCUGAAAACAUUUGUUCUGCUAAAAG
Molecule: messenger RNA, 1315 nt
Organism: Myxocyprinus asiaticus (Chinese sucker)
Lineage: Eukaryota; Metazoa; Chordata; Actinopteri; Cypriniformes; Catostomidae
Product: protein FAM3C-like
Exons: 10
Coding region: 580-1260 (226 amino acids)
Source: RefSeq, a predicted model, not a curated record